AUGAACGGCGCCAUUAGAGCGCUCUAUAUCUACGACGAGUACAACGUACCGAUUCUAGAACAUGUGUAUCGGUCUCGGCCUCCCUCCGCAUCCUCUCUCAUAUCGCGGUACCUCGCACACCCCGCACCACGACCCUCCUUGAUAUACCUUACAGAGACCUCUCCUGCCGUAACGGUAUUUUCGAUAUCACAUUCGAAUCUACUUUUCCUUUCUCCGAGCGAUGUCGAUACGGAACCCCUCCUUGUUCUCGAAUUCUUACAUAGAGUCGUCGACGUGUUAGAGGAGUUUGUCGGCGCCCCUCUAUUGUCGACUAAGAUACAAUCGAAUUACGAUGUAGUCGCGCAGCUUUUGACGGAGAUGUGUGAUGCGGGGUUGGUCAGCAAUACAGAAAUCAAUGCUUUGCAAGAAAAUGUUGAGACUGCAGGUUGGAUGAACAAGUUUCUGGGUGGUGUUGGAUUACCACGUGCGGCCUCUCCGAGUACAGCAGCACUCAAUCCCCUCAAACCGCAAUUACCAAACCCCAGAGCUGCAUCCGCUUUGGGACCAGCUAUACCAUGGCGGCGACCAGGCGUGCGGCACACUUCGAACGAGAUAUACGUUGAUAUAAUCGAAACCCUGUCGGUAACCAUAGCUCCGUCCGGACGACUUCUUUCCGCAUUGGCUUCAGGGACAAUUGCAUGCACGGCAAAAGUGUCUGGUGUUCCCGAUCUUCUAUUAAUGCUCACGACGCCCGGCGGGCAACGGGCGAUCAAUCAAAAAAUGCAACUACCCGUAUUCCAUCCCUGCGUUCGACUUGCGCGCUGGAGAGAGCGACCCGGAGAACUGAGUUUCGUGCCUCCAGACGGAAAAUUUAUACUUGCAGGAUAUGAAGUCGACCUCCUCCCCAUUGAUCCGAGCAUUGAUGAGCCGCCGAGACAUAUGGAGAAGUUGUUUUUGCCCGCAUUUGUUGCUAUAGAAAAGUCAUUGGGACCAAGCGGAAAGGAUUUUGAGGUUCGUUUGACACUAAAUACAAGUUUCCCAGGCGUCCGGCCGCCGAAUACAGGGCGUACUGGUUCCGGGAGCUCGACGCCGUCCUUCUUAGGAGGUGGGAGCAACAGUGGGAGUCCGGCACUUCCUGUCCUUGAUGAAGUGAUUGUUCACGUACCUAUACCCCAAGCAGUCCGAAAUAUAACAGAUAUGCGCCCAAGCCGCGGUGAAGCAGAUUAUUCACCCGGCGACGACUACCUAGAAUGGAGAAUAUACACCAAAGACAGCGGAUCAGUAUCCGGCACAGCGACGCUACGUUGCACAGUUGUCGGCUACCAAGAUGAUCUGGAUGAAACCGAGGCAGAGAUUGCAGCUGGUCAAGAAUUAUUACAGGGCUACUAUGAUGGUGAUCCCUAUCAGCAAGACCCUACAACAUACGCAUCCGAGUCAUACCCUACAGGCAAAUCAUCAAAACCGCGAAAACCAAAGUCCACAAAAACGAAGAAGAAGAAAUCAAAAUCCAAAAAGGAGUCUAAAGCCAAUGCCGCUGUUGAAGGACAAUCGACUUUGAUUUCAGACAAGCCAAGUUCAUCGCAAACCUCCACACCACCUCCCUCUACCCCCGCCAACAAUCACACUACAAAUAACCCGCCAUUCAAAGAAAGCGCCUCCCGCAAAGAACAAGUCCAUUCCGCUCUCAUGCCCAAAUCUGCGACGGUAUCCUUCUCGGUUAAAGGGUGGCUACCAUCCGGCAUCCGAGUUGACAGUAUAAACAUCGAUUCUCGCAAGAGUCGGGGAUUGGGUGAAGGUGUACGACCUUAUAAAGGUGUAAAAUACCUGUGUGUUAGUCGAAGGGGUAUUGAACGGCGGUUCUAG
Messenger RNA from Talaromyces marneffei, 1842 nucleotides. RefSeq lists its product as uncharacterized. The record is from RefSeq and is a predicted model, not a curated record. NCBI's taxonomy places the organism in Eukaryota, Fungi, Ascomycota, Eurotiomycetes, Eurotiales, Trichocomaceae. The transcript has 3 exons. Bases 1 to 1842 code for a protein of 613 amino acids. Gene Ontology annotation, cellular component: cytoplasmic vesicle; clathrin adaptor complex. Gene Ontology annotation, biological process: intracellular protein transport; endocytosis.